AGAGCUGCAAGCCAUGAUGUAUACAAUCAAUAUGGACUUAAUGCCUAGCAGCUCUUUUGUUGGGACUCAGCUGUCACCGUGAUAGAGGCAAACUACCUUCACCUAUGGCCAGUCUGGAAAGAAAUAAGAAAAUCCUGCUUGAUUUAGUGAAACAGCCAGGCAAUAACUUCUGCGCUGACUGUGGAGCUCCUGAGCCUGACUGGGCCUCGUACACUCUCGGUAUCUUUGUGUGCCUGAACUGCUCAGGGAUACACCGUGAUUUACCCGCUGUCAGCCGAGUCAAGUCCAUACGUCUGGACUUCUGGGACGAUUCCCUCGUGGAGUUCAUGAGGGAGAAGGGGAACUCUGCAGCCAAGGCCAUUUAUGAGAAGGAUGUACCUUCCUUUUUCUACCGACCCCACCAAAAAGACUGUGUUAUUCUUAAGGAUCAGUGGAUCCGCGCUAAAUAUGAGAGAAGAGAAUUCACGGGAGACGACAACUACUUUAAGCAAGCUUAUAGCUCAGGCCUGUUUGAGUCAACACUGUGGAAGAAGGGCAAGGACAAGAAGCAGUUCCUGAAGAGGACCUUCGUGCUGUCCCAGAAAGACUUCACCCUCAGAUACUUUGUGAGAGAGGAUUCUAAGGUGCCAAAAGCGGUCAUCUCCAUGAAGGACCUGAAUGCAAUUUUCCAGCCAGAGAAGAUUGGCCAUGCUCACGGCCUGCAGAUCUCCUACCUGCAGGAGGAACGGACUAGAAAUCUGUUUGUUUACCAUGAAAACGGGCAGAUAAUUGUAUCUUGGUUCAACGCUAUUCGGGCGACACGCUUGGCCUACCUCCAGAGGGAGCAUCCCACUGUUCAUGACAUCGAUCUUAUACCUCAAAUAAGCAGAAGUAGCCUGAAGGAGGGGUACAUGGAGAAAACUGGGCCAAUGCAGUGGGAGCCAUUCAAGAAGAGGUGGUUCACGCUGAGCUCAAUGGACAGAAAACUUCUCUAUUUUAAAACUCCAUUGGAUGCAACAGAGGUGGGUGCUGUCUUCAUUGGCACAGAGAGCCAUGAAUACUCUGUGAGAGAAGGGCCGUGCCGAAGCAUGAGGGGAAGCAGGUGGCGCUGUGGCAUCACCUUGCAAACACCGGGCAGGCAGUUUGUGUUCAUGUGCGAGCAGGAGCAGGAGCAGAAGGAAUGGCUGGAGGCCUUCAGACAGAUCAUCGCUCAACCCAUGACCCGACAGGACUACAUUAGGGAAUCCAACUGGAGAAGGUCAAGAUGACAGCAACGGGUCUCCGUUCUGGUUUGCAGGUGUUCAGGAUGUGAUGUGGGGAGAAAGCAUCCUCUGCAGGACACAAUGGACUGGAAGCAUUACUUCACCAGGAAGCUCAUGGACUUCUCAAAUAAAACACAAAGACGAACUGUAACUUCCACCGGCAGCACUGCACAACACACUAUUAUUUUGAAUUAUGGUAACUUAUUAACUAUUGCACUUUGCACCAUCUAUACUUAGGACACGUGGAGGACUAAUUAUCAUAGCUGGGUCCGAGCUGCUUAAUGACUGUAUCUUG
Messenger RNA from Myripristis murdjan (pinecone soldierfish), 1536 nucleotides. RefSeq names its product arf-GAP with dual PH domain-containing protein 2-like. NCBI's taxonomy places the organism in Eukaryota, Metazoa, Chordata, Actinopteri, Holocentriformes, Holocentridae. The transcript has 11 exons. The record is from RefSeq and is a predicted model, not a curated record. The coding region runs from base 105 to 1247 and encodes 380 amino acids. Gene Ontology annotation, biological process: heart development; positive regulation of GTPase activity. Gene Ontology annotation, cellular component: plasma membrane; intracellular membrane-bounded organelle; cytoplasm. Gene Ontology annotation, molecular function: GTPase activator activity; phosphatidylinositol-3,4,5-trisphosphate binding; phosphatidylinositol bisphosphate binding.